Messenger RNA from Rhizophagus irregularis DAOM 181602=DAOM 197198, 366 nucleotides. RefSeq lists its product as uncharacterized. Lineage: Eukaryota; Fungi; Glomeromycota; Glomeromycetes; Glomerales; Glomeraceae. The record is from RefSeq and is a predicted model, not a curated record.
AUGUCAGAUAGUUUACCAUCAAAUUCAAAAAAAACGAAGUCUGCAAAUAGUACUAAUGGACGUCCAAAAAAGCCUAUUUGGAGGUUUUUUGAGCAAGGAGACGAAAUAGACAAAGGGCAUUACAUUGCAACAUGUUUGGCUUGUAAGCAGACUUUUCGUCCUGGUAAAACACCAGUAAUGGAAAAACAUAUAAUGAAUAAUUGCUCAAAAGUGGACCAUUCAAUUUGUGAAGCUGUCAUAUAUAUGGUGGAGGCACAUGAGACACGCGAAAUUUCUUCUGGUGCUAACACCAAACGUCAAAAUAGUGAAUCAGAUCAAGUUACUCUGGAAAAUUUUUAUGAAAAUUCAGAUUUAAGUAAGGAAUGA